UGCCCCCUGUCCAGAGGCAGAGGGCCCGGAGGGCUGGCAUUCUCUUCGUUCUCUGGGAUGGGGUUCUGCCAGCUGGUCUGAGGGGGGUCAGAGUGCCCCCCCGUUGCCCGACGCCCACUAAUGUGUGGGGCUUGAGGCCACAGCAUCCAGGAGAAGGUUGCGGCUGGUGAGGGGCCCUUGGGAGGCACGCUAAUGAAGCAGAAGGCUCUGGCGGGUGGGUUGGAAGUCUGAGAGGCGGCGUUCAGCCCAGGGCUUGGUGGCCACGAGACCGCCCAGUUCCCGUGCUGUGCCUGUCCCCUCACCAGCGCAGGCCCACCUCCUCGUGGGUGGGGACCACGUGAGUUAGGCUGCUGGGGCAGGUGCUGGCUUGCUGCACACACCCACCAAGUAGUGUCUAGAUCCCACACGGGGGCUACGGCAGGAGCAGCGGCGGCAGAGGGUUGAGCGGCUGCGUGUCAAGAUGUGGGGAGAUGUGGGGAGAUGCGCUGGCAGGAAGUGGGGUGGGGAGCUCCGCUGAGGUCUGCACAAGGGCACCUCUGAAGGUGCCCAAGCCACUGGGCCUGCUCCAGCCGGGGCCGAGGAGGAGCUAACCGUGCGCAGGGCCUUGGCCUAGCUGUGGCUUCACAGGAUGGGGCCACAGGUGCCCUCGGCCCCUCCUGUCCUCUGGGUCCUAGGGUGCCUUGCCUUGUUCCUCUGGCUGUGGACACUGUGCACAGCCUGCCACAGGAAGCGGGUGCAGAGGUCGCGGGCCGGGCCCCAGGGCUGUGUGAUGCCAGUGGAAGUGUCACUGCUGAGACAACACCGCCUCUGCUCCCUCAGCAAGUCGACACCCAGACUGCAUGAGCUGCACCGGGGCCCAAAAAGCUGCAGGGGUGACCCUCGACCUGCCAGCGUGGAUAUCCUGCACCCGCGAUGGCUGGAAGUGCCCAGAGGCACCAGCAGAACUCUGACAGCCUUCUCACACGAGAACUGCCCCGGGCGACGCCCUGCUGCCACCUUGCCCUCCAUCUGCCCCGAGGCCACCUAUUCCAAUGUGGCGCUGGUGCCCGCCCUGUGGUUGUGGGCAGGGGAACGGCUGACCAGCAGCCCUGCCAGGCCCUGGCUGAGGCCGCGACCCGGGGUGGCUGAGUAUGCCUGUAUCCAGAAGCUCGAGGGAACAGAUCAAAGGCCCCAAAGCCUCAGGCAGUGGAAGGCCGAGGUGGACCCCAGCUGUAUCAGUGUAAAGUGGACAUCCUGUUACUCCAGGGUUAAGAAGCCUAAAAAGAGGGACCUAGGACCUGCCACAGAUCAGCUGGACCCCAAGGGCAGAGGAGAAAUUCCGGCUCUGGGAAGUGACCAGGCCUACGAGACCCUCCCACUCAGGGGCCUAGGCAUGGAUGAUGGCCUCCCAGACAAUGUGUACGAGACUAUCCAGGAGAUGGGGGCCCCUGAGCACCCGGAGCCCUCUGGCUGUCGCUAUUAGCAUAAGAAAGAGGAACAGAGGCAGGGCAUGGGGGCUCCCUGCUUCCCCAGUUUCACCCCAGAGAGGUGGCAUCUCCAACCCCCAUCUGCCUUGAACAACCAAGUAUAGGACGGUCCUCCUUCCAAAGUAGUGCCAAACGCCUAUUCCCUGUCCCCCCCCCCCCCACAGCUGGCAGCGCAAAGUCCAGAUCCCAAGGCUUCUAGGCCUGUGAGGUCCCUGGGGGUCCUGGCCCCCAUGGCCUCUUGGCCUUCGCAAGAUCCUUAAUAAAUACCCAGCACAGGAAGGAUUGAAUAGAGC
This is a messenger RNA of Lynx canadensis (Canada lynx), 1759 nucleotides long. It is a transcript of the gene LIME1, whose product is annotated as Lck interacting transmembrane adaptor 1. The record is from RefSeq and is a predicted model, not a curated record. Gene Ontology annotation, biological process: B cell receptor signaling pathway; regulation of canonical NF-kappaB signal transduction; regulation of phosphatidylinositol 3-kinase/protein kinase B signal transduction. Gene Ontology annotation, molecular function: protein kinase binding. NCBI's taxonomy places the organism in Eukaryota, Metazoa, Chordata, Mammalia, Carnivora, Felidae. Gene Ontology annotation, cellular component: B cell receptor complex.